This is a messenger RNA of Racocetra persica, 234 nucleotides long. NCBI's taxonomy places the organism in Eukaryota, Fungi, Glomeromycota, Glomeromycetes, Diversisporales, Gigasporaceae. The record is from the annotation of a GenBank genome assembly.
AAUAUUCAGUUAGAAAGAAAGAUUCUGAUGAUGAUGAUUUUGAUAUUUCUUCGUAUAUUUGCAAUUGUUGUGACUUUCAGUCACGACAAUUGCCCUGCAAACAUGUGCUUGCCAUUUUAUCACAAAGUCAUCUAAACGAUGAAAGUAUUGACGACAACCAACUACUACUCGUGGAUGUGGAAUCUAGUUAUUCUAAUUCCAAUAUUUCUUGUAAUCUUUCAACAGAUAAAAGAA